UCACACUCUUACCAACAUGCCUCCUAAAACCCAACCAAAGAAGCCUAGAAAGCCCUUGACACCUUUGCAAAGAAAGCAACAAAAAAGAAAGUAUGAGCUCAUUCAUAAAGCAACUGUCAAAAGUCAAUAUUAUAAAACCUUAAACAAGGAUGCAGAAACGGGUGAAGAUACACCUGAUUAUGUGAAAGAGAUCUUUGGUACACCAGAGCGUACUAUUGAUAAAGACGGUAAUGUAGUCGAACUCGAAAGGGAAAAUGUAGAAGAAGAAGACCAAGUGUUUGAUUUAGAUGAGGAAUCUUCUUCAGAAGAGGAGGAAGAUGAGAAGGAUGAUAAUGAAGACACACAGCGUUUAAAUAAGAGACAAAAGAGAUUAGAGGCAAUGACUCGAUUACCAAAGCCUAACCCUUUCAAGACACAAUUACAAGUACGUGAGAAGCGUAAAUUAGAUUCCCAACAAGAAAAAGAGGAACGUCAAAAGUCUUUUAAGGAAGCAAAGAAAGCUAGAGUUGAGUAUUAUAAAGGCAGAAGUGAAGAACGCACAAAAAUGUUGGCAAAGACUAAAAAGGGCCAGCCCAAGAUGGCAUCACAAAUGGAUGUUUUACUUGGUAAGAUUCAAAAGAGUAUGAAUUAAAAUAAAUAAAAAUUACAUAUAUAAAA
Molecule: messenger RNA, 657 nt
Organism: Mucor mucedo
Lineage: Eukaryota; Fungi; Mucoromycota; Mucoromycetes; Mucorales; Mucoraceae
Exons: 3
Coding region: 17-631 (204 amino acids)
Source: RefSeq, a predicted model, not a curated record